AUGUCUCCUCCAAGACCGCGCCACAUUCCCGUCCAAGCAGUCCUAUCACUCCUUCGAUCCAAACGUGAUCUCCACUCCUCUCGCUCUCUCCUUCAUCCCCGAAAGGCAAACAUCACAUCUGCUCCUUCCAAAUUUGGUGUAUACGACCUCAUCCUCCCAUCGUCUGCUUCCUCAUACCCUUCACAAUUCACAAAAAAACGCGUACAUAUCCCUUCUACCACGGGUCUACCAGAGUAUGCUCUUACCGGAAGUCCAACAUUGGUUUCGUCGCCUAGUAUCAAGAGAGGGAAGGAGCUGGAUGCUAUGAGGAGAUCGUGCGCGCUGGCCGCUAGGAUAUUGGAGUUUGGUGGGAGUUUGGUUAAGGCUGGAGUUACUACCGAGUACAUCGAUGCUCAAGUUCACGACAAGAUUGUAGAAGCUGGUGCAUAUCCGUCACCGCUAAACUACAUGAACUUUCCUAAAUCGAUAUGUUGCUCGAUUAACAAUGUGGUUGCUCAUGGGAUUCCAGACGCGCGUCCGCUUCUCGAUGGCGAUAUCAUAAACCUAGACGUCACUGUGUAUUUAGGUAGCUUUCAUGGCGACACAUCCGCCACAUUCUUGGUUGGAAACGUGGACGAACCUGGUCGUAAGCUCGUAGAAGCUACUCGCAGAGCUCUGGAACUGGCAAUAGCUGAAUGUAGACCUGGAGUUGCUUUCACGAAGAUAGGAGCCACGAUUAGUGAAUUUGCGAAAGCGCAUUCAUAUAGUAUAAAUCAGGAGUUUUGUGGUCAUGGGAUCGGACGUCACUUUCACGAACCUCCAUUAAUCUAUCAUUUUGAUAAUGACGAACCUGGGAUUAUGGAAGAAGGGAUGACAUUCACAAUAGAACCUAUGCUGAAUCAAGGCGGAUUCAGAAUGGAGAAGUGGAGAGAUGGGUGGACGGCUGUAACAAUUGAUGGUAUAGUUCUUUGA
Molecule: messenger RNA, 951 nt
Organism: Synchytrium microbalum
Lineage: Eukaryota; Fungi; Chytridiomycota; Chytridiomycetes; Synchytriales; Synchytriaceae
Exons: 8
Coding region: 1-951 (316 amino acids)
Biological process (GO): proteolysis
Molecular function (GO): metalloaminopeptidase activity
Source: RefSeq, a predicted model, not a curated record